Molecule: messenger RNA, 1911 nt
Organism: Zasmidium cellare ATCC 36951
Lineage: Eukaryota; Fungi; Ascomycota; Dothideomycetes; Mycosphaerellales; Mycosphaerellaceae
Exons: 1
Coding region: 1-1911 (636 amino acids)
Cellular component (GO): nucleolus
Molecular function (GO): ATP binding; nucleic acid binding; RNA helicase activity
Source: RefSeq, a predicted model, not a curated record
AUGAAGCGAAAAUUGAACGAACACGACGUUCCGGAGCCGACAAACGAAGGUGAUUCGAGCAAAGCGGCCCAAGCGAAAUCGACAUUUGCCAGCCUCGGACUCGACUCUCGAUUACUGCAGGCCGUGAACCGCGAAAAGUUUCCCGCACCGACGCCUGUUCAGGCCAAAGCAAUCCCACUUGCGCUCGAGGGGAAGGAUGUUCUUGCAAGAGCAAAGACUGGAUCCGGGAAGACGUUGGCGUACCUCCUACCAACGAUACAUUCCAUCCUCCAGCGCAAAUCCUCCAAUAAACGAGUCAAGACGACGAGUACGCUCAUUUUGGUCCCGACGAAAGAGCUUGCGACUCAGGUGACGGCAGCGGUCAAGAGCUUUACAUCAUUUUGUGCACAGGAAGUGCGAUGCGAGAACAUCACUCGCAAGGAAGACGCUGCUGUCACAAAGGCCCGCUUGACUGAUAGCCCUGACAUUGUGAUCGCUACACCUGGGCGGGCUGUACAGUGGGGCAACAGUGAGGCUCUCAAGAUCGACGAGCUCAAGCAUCUGGUUAUUGACGAGGCAGACCUGGUGCUGAGCUACGGAUAUGAGGAGGAUCUGCAGAGCAUUGCCAAUUCGCUCCCAACUGGCGUGCAGAAGCUGAUGAUGUCUGCUACCUUGAGAACGGAGUUGGACACUCUAUCUGCUCUGUUCUUCUCAUCCACAGCAGCAGUUGCACCUACGAUACUGGAUCUGUCUGCAGAGGAAGCUGCAGAAAAGUCUACCCUGGCCCAGUACACCGUGCGCACAGCUGAGGAUGAGAAGUUUCUGCUGAUAUACGCUAUUUUCAAGCUCCAGCUCAUCAAAGGCAAGGUCAUCGUCUUCGUGGCGGACAUCGAUAGAUGCUAUCGAGUCAAACUCUUCCUCGAGCAAUUUGGCAUCCGAAGCUGCGUGCUAAACUCUGAGCUGCCAGUAAACAGCAGGCUACACGUGGUGGAAGAGUUUAAUCGUGGGGUGUACGACAUUAUCAUUGCGGCCGACGAAGGGGAGGUGAUCGGCAAUGAAGGUGGAAAGAGGAAGAAGAGAAGGGCGGAGCAAGAGGACAACGUAGAAGAGGAGGGUGAGGAUGAGGAACAGACAGGUGAUACUGUCCUGGCAGAAGCACGCGAUGAGAAUGAAGAAGGAGACGAGAAGCCCGCGGCACCACGAGCUGCCAAGAGGCAGCGCAGAUCACGCUCGGACAAGGAAUAUGGUGUCUCUCGAGGAAUCGACUUCCGUCAUGUCACCUGUGUUCUAAACUUCGACCUACCGACGACGUCGAAGUCAUACACACAUCGAAUCGGACGAACUGCCCGCGCAGGGCAAUCAGGCAUGGCACUCUCGUUCUACGUACCGAAGGAGCUCUAUCGAAAGCACAAGCCAACCAGCAUACCGCAGUGCGAGGAUGACGAGAUAGUACUCAGCAAGAUCACGAAGAAACAAACUGAGAAAGGCACCGAGAUCAAGGAAUGGGCUCUAGACUGGAGCAAGCUAGAAGGCUUCAGGUAUCGUCUUGCCGACGCUUUGCGAGCUGUGACCCGCAUUGCGGUGCGAGAGGCUCGGACCAAAGAGUUGCGCAACGAGUUGAUCAAGUCAGAAAAGCUCAAGCGACAUUUCGAGGAGAAUCCCGAAGACCUGCGACACUUACGCCACGAUAACGAAUCGCACGCUGUCCGACAGCAGGCACAUUUGCGACACGUGCCAGACUACCUGCUGCCAACUGGUGGCAAGGCCGCCGUGAGCAAAGACGUUGGGUUUGUGGGGCUAAAGCGUGAUAGAGAGAAUCGCAUCCGCAAGGCGAGGGCAUUCAACAAGAGUAGAGGCAAAGGAAGACUGUCGAAGGGCCGAGGAUUGGACCCGCUAAAGAGCCUGAAUGCGAAGGGGAGGGCCAAGAAAUAG